Messenger RNA from Thyridium curvatum, 1959 nucleotides. RefSeq lists its product as uncharacterized. Gene Ontology annotation, molecular function: ATP binding; ATP hydrolysis activity. The record is from RefSeq and is a predicted model, not a curated record. The transcript has a single exon. Gene Ontology annotation, cellular component: mitochondrial inner membrane. Bases 1 to 1959 code for a protein of 652 amino acids. Gene Ontology annotation, biological process: mitochondrial respiratory chain complex III assembly; protein insertion into mitochondrial inner membrane from matrix. Lineage: Eukaryota; Fungi; Ascomycota; Sordariomycetes; Thyridiales; Thyridiaceae.
AUGGAGUCAUCGUGUUUCCCUCCAGGAGGCACCGGCACGCCCGUGACAGGGCCCGUACGCCCUCCCCAGAUACAGCUCCUGGACUUCCUUUUUCCCGGGCUUUCAGUCCUGUCGGAGCCUCUCCAGCGAUAUUUCCACAUCGACCUCAACAUCUACAUCCCCCUUGUACUUCUCAUGGGCGGUCUUACCUUUGCUUGGCGAUACCUCAGCGAGACCUUCCGCAAUGAGCUCGAGUCGCAUUUCAUGUCCACGGUCGACAUUAGGUGCGACGAUGAGAUCUACAAUAUGCUCAUGGGCUGGGUGGCUUCUCAGAAGUUUGCCCGAAGCGCGCGGCGCUUCGUAGUUAACACCAACAUCAACUCCCGGUCCUGGUUUCUCUGUCGUUAUGAUGACGACGAGGAGGACGAGGAGGGCGAUGGCGACGAAGUGACCCACGAGGAGAGGAAGGACAAGAAGAAGGCACUCUCCUACACCCCUACCUUCGGGAGCCACUACUUCUGGUACAAGGGUCGGCUUCUGAUCUUCCGCCGCACCCAGAACCGCGAGCAAAACGGCAACCUGCUUGCCAGCGAGCGCGAGGAGAUCUCGCUGUCUUGUUUUGGGCGCAACCCCAGUGUACUGAAGGAGCUUCUUCUCGAGGCUCGCACCAUCUAUAUGAAGCGAGACGAAAAGAAGACUCUGAUUUACCGGGGUGCGAGCAGGGUGGGCAGCUCGGAGCCGACCUGGCAGCGCUGCAUGGCUCGGGCCAGUCGACCAUUCUCGACAGUCAUUCUGAACGAGCAGGUGAAGAAGGACCUCAUCGAUGAUGUCACCGACUAUCUCGACCCGGCCACCAGGCGGUGGUAUUCAAACCGCGGUAUCCCUUACCGCCGUGGGUAUCUGCUCCAUGGCCCGCCUGGUACUGGUAAAUCUUCGUUGAGUCUGGCUCUGGCUGGCUUCUUCAAGAUGAGGAUCUACAUCGUCAGCCUGAACUCCAUCAACUCCAACGAAGAGAGCCUCGCCUCCCUGUUCGCCGAGCUCCCUCGCCGCUGCGUUGUCCUGCUCGAAGACAUUGACACCGCUGGACUGACGCACACUCGAGAGCAUUUCGAACCGGACGAUGAAGACGAUGACAAGCCCUCAGGUGGACAGGAGCCUUCCAAGCCGGACAUCCUGGGGAGGCUCUCCCUGUCCGGUCUGCUCAACAUCCUGGACGGUGUCGCCAGUCAGGAAGGCCGUGUCUUGAUCAUGACGACCAACCACCUGGAGAAGCUCGACAAGGCUCUCAUCCGGCCGGGGCGUGUCGACAUGAUUGUCAAGUUUGACCGUGCCGACGAGGGCAUGAUUGCGUCCAUCUUCAGGGCCAUCUUUGCUCCUCACGAAGCUGACGAACCACCGUCGCCCGAGGCCAAGGACUUUGCCGACGCCGAGGCAAUCAAAGAGCUGGCCGCGACGGAAACCAAGAAACGCGACGAGAUCACAGAGCGGGUCAACAAGUUCGCCGAGGACUUCGCCGCCAAGAUCCCGUCUCAUGAGUUCAGCCCGGCCGAGAUCCAGGGCUUCCUCCUCCGGCACAAACGCAUCCCCGACGCUGCCAUCGCUGGUGCCGAGCAGUGGGUUGUCGAUACGCGUAAGGAGAAGAAAGAGAAGGAGCUCAGGGAGGCCGAGGACAAGCGCAAGGAGGAAGAAAAGAAGAUGAAGGAGAAGGAAGAGGCAGACAAGAAGAGCAAAGAUGAGGAAAAAAAGAAGAACAAAAAGCAAGCUCGCAAGGAAGCCAAAAAGAAGAACAAGGCGAAAAAGGAGGAAGCCUCGUCUGACCCCUCAGACACGUCCUCUUCCGAUGGCGAGUCGGAAGCGGAGUCUGGAACAUCGGAUAAGGCGACGGUGGAGGAGGGUAAGCAAAAGAAGAGCCAAGGCAAGGCUGGGGAGGAGGAGCACGAAGAGAAACGGGCUGAUUCCGGCUAUGGGUCCCCAUCGUGA